AUGGCUGGCCAAGAUGCCUUUGCGAAGUCGCCUUCGCCACAAUCUCAACACCGUCGCGGUUAUCAGGCCUGCGAUCCAUGUCGCAAACGGAAGGUCAAGUGUGAUUUGGGCAGUGUCGAUAAUCCUCGCCCCCCACCAUGCGUUCGAUGUCGUCGCGAAAGCAAGCGAUGCGAGUUCUCGGCCACUCGACGCAAGCGCAAGCUCUCCGACGCAGCAGAGGAGGAGCCUGUCGAGCCAGCCGUUCUGCGUCGCGACAAGCGCAUGAUGAUUGGCGAGGUCGCACAGAAGGAGAAUUUGGGUGAUGACUCGCCCUUCCCCCCAUCCGAGCAGCCUUCUUUCGAUGCCGAUGGCAUUCCCGCUCAUCAGAAAUGGUCCGAGGCGUCUCCCGCAGCGGCGACAAGCCAGCGGUACACACCCAAUGCGCCGGCUGCGCCAGCACCAUCUUUCUCGGACUCGAGAAAUCUCCGGAUGUCCAUGUACCCACUCGGCGACCGACAUGCACCCUCUAGCUAUGGCCUUGAGGGCGGGCCCAUGAUGAACCGGACUGCCGUGGAAUUGCUGUCGCCUGCUAUUAGCAAUACCCAUGAUGCUCUCCAUUUGCUCUCAGAAGCAGCGGGCAGGACAGAGGACCUCAACCGUCAGAGAUUGGAGAAUCGAUAUGCUGCGCGGCAGUCGGUUUCUUCAUUUAACUCUGGACCCUCGCCUCUGGCACAAGGAAGCUCGCCGCGGAGUUUGGGCGGAUCAUUUGCAAGGACACCACGCCAGGGAGGGGCCAGCUAUUAUCAAGGUACCUCGGGUCCCGUGGAUCCUCAGAUCUCGGAAGGGGGUGGUCAUCGAGAAAGCCCGACGAACACCCAAGAUCCAGGAUAUGUGGAUGCCGUUCGUGCGUGGUCUCGGCUGCGCUUCGUUCGUGCCGGGUGGCUUACGGUUGAAGAGGGCAUGGAUUAUGUGGCAUAUUACUAUGAAAAUCUUGCACCGAUGAGCCCCGUCGUGAUUCCAGAUUUCUCCAACCCUUCGACCCAUCGCACAUUGCUUACGGAUGAGCCAGUGCUGGCAGUGACCGUCCUCACGAUUGCUUCUCGACAUCUGAAGCCCAAGGGUGAUGGAGCCGCCACACGAGCAUUUUACAUCCACGAUCGCCUCUGGUCGUAUCUGCGUGGCAUGAUUGAACGCCUUUUCUGGGGCCAAGAAAAAUUUGAUGCUGGUGGAGGCAUCAGUCGGCCCCGAUCUCUGGACCUGGCUCCGACUUCCGGCAAGGUGAACGUGAAAGGAAAUCUGAGAGCAUUGGGGACGGUCGAAGCCAUGUUGCUUCUAACCGACUGGCAUCCUCGGAACCUUCAUUUCCCUCCGGGUGAUGAUGAAAAUACGUUGUUGGAUAUGGAUGGCCAGACGCAAAAUCGUUCCGACAGGGAUAUAGACACCGAAAGCGAUCCGUCGAAUAAUCGCGGUUCCUCCAGCGCUGCCGAAGGCAGGCUUGCUUUUCAGAAAUGGCUGGAGCCAGCCUGGCGAUCCGACCGGAUGUCAUGGAUGCUGUUGAGCACGGCGCAAGCCCUGGCUUUUGAACUGGGCGUUUUUGAUCACAAGAGCGAGUCCAAAGCAGCCAACGAGUCUCCCGCUGAGCAGACACGGAAACGCCGACUGCGUCGUCUUAUCCUAGUCUUCAUUACACAGAACAGUGGACGUCUAGGAAUUCCCUCCAUGCUUCCCUUGCCACAGUGGGGUCAAGACAUCCAGCCGACUGCCCCUGAUGCCAAAGACAGCGACAUCAAAAUCGACCGGAUGCAGAAUUGUUGGAUUGACAUCUCGAAGAUCAUGUAUCAGAGCAACCAGCUGCUCUUUGCUUCCAAUGAACAGACCUCGGAGCUGAUCCGAAGUGGGAGAUACCGUGAUCAAAUUGACCGCUUUCAGCCUUUCCUACGUGAUUUCAAGCAAAAUAUCGACAACAUAUCCCUGGCUCCGUCUAUGCGAAGCAUUUUAAUGAUUGAAUACGAAUAUACACGCCUAUACGUCAACUCCCUGGCUCUGCAGGCCGUGGUAGAUCGAUGGACCACCAUGUCCAAUGAGUCAGCUCAGACCCAACCCGGACGGCCAGGCUCGGGUCCGUCGUCGGGUAGCAGUGGGUGGUUCGGGACGUUGAUGGACAUCUAUCGCGUCAAUGAGCAAUAUAUCCAAGAAGUUGUGGAUGCUUCGCGGAAGAUUCUACAACUUGUUCUAGACGGUCUUGUCCCCGGAGACCGUCUGAAGCAUGCACCGAUUCGGACAUUCUUCCGAAUCUUGUCGGGCAUGAUCUUCAUUCUAAAGACUUUCACGCUAGGUGCUCGAGAAGACGAUGUGCGUGUUUCUCUCGACCUGCAGGACCGGACGGUCGAGGCGCUCCGUACAUGCGUCGUCGAUGACGUUCAUCUUAGCAAUACCGUUGCGCGAUUGCUAGAGCUUCUCACGAGCAGCAUUCGCACCCGAUUCCUGCGCUUCGCACCUCAUGACCGCGGUGCAGAUGGAGACGGCCAAGACCGCACAUCAGCUCCUGUCUCGCGGGCGCAGUCGCCUCCGCGUGAGAGCUCCACUCAUCGUCGUGAUGGCCCACACACACCUUGGGCAUCUGCCCAGGAUGCGACCCCCAGUGGGAGUGGCCUGGGAUACAUGGAUAGCAACGGCGCGGGCAGUACUCCCAUGGGAACCAGUCACGACCCGCUGGCCAACAUCCCCGCGCAGCCGAUCAACUCAUCCAGUCUCAACGUCUCGUUCAUGCCUCCUCCGCCAUCCGUGUACUACAACUACUACGACCCGAACUCGAAUCAACCCUCGGGAGAUAUCGACCGGCCAUCGCCAAAUCAUGUUGCCUCAUCUCAGUCGAUGGACGGGACCAACACAUCCGGCGGGCUUCCGGACUGGUUCGCCCUACCGCUGGACCAAUUCUUUAACAGCUCGACCGCGGUGGUCGAUCAGGGUCUUGGCGGAACCGGUCCGAUGCUGGGAGAAUUUGAUAUGCUAGAAGUGCUUCUCAACGAGGGGUAUGACGGCAAUGCGAACGGGGAGGACUCGACGGGAAGCGGCACGCUCCCGUCCCAGUUCCUGCAAUCGUGA
Messenger RNA from Penicillium lagena, 3084 nucleotides. RefSeq lists its product as uncharacterized. Gene Ontology annotation, cellular component: nucleus. The transcript is spliced from 6 exons. The record is from RefSeq and is a predicted model, not a curated record. Gene Ontology annotation, biological process: positive regulation of transcription by RNA polymerase II; aromatic amino acid catabolic process. The coding region runs from base 1 to 3084 and encodes 1027 amino acids. Gene Ontology annotation, molecular function: DNA-binding transcription factor activity, RNA polymerase II-specific; zinc ion binding. Lineage: Eukaryota; Fungi; Ascomycota; Eurotiomycetes; Eurotiales; Aspergillaceae.